AUGAUGAAGAUAUUUCGCCAUUGAAGGUCGAAGCUUUGCAAGACGUUUUCACAGGUUUCCUAGUCUUCAAGGCUUGAGCUUACUCGGACCAACUCGUUGCUGAAGUCUCAAACUCAAUCGACCAAACCUGCGCUACACUACAGCCUGCCUCGCAGGGCCUAGCAUAAAGGCACGGUUGUCAACUUUGAACUCCGCGACCGGUCGACCUCAUACCAGCGUGCCUUGCGGAAAGAACUACAAACCAGUAGAUCUACACACGAUGACUGCAAUCAAGUUCUUUUCUUCAGCAUUCCUGUUUGCCGCUGUUGCGUUGGUGGUGACGUUGAGUUCGUGCUUUCCUGUGGCGAAUUCAGCCCCGGUGCCACCAGUGAAGUUCUACGUUAGUCCGAAGGGCGACGACAAGUGGUCCGGUCUCCUCCCAAAGCCCAACACGGCGCGCAGCGAUGGACCCGUGGCGACCGUACAGCAGGCAGCCUCUCUGAGCAGAGAUUACCCUGCUGAACCGGUCAUAGUCAUCAUCGAAGAAGGCACGUAUUACUUCGAAUCGACACUCGACAUGGACAGUUUGUAUAACAGGUCUGCUGAGGCUCCGCUGACAUUCAGCGGGUGUCCGAACACUUUACUUAGAUCCACCGUGGAUCCAGCCGAGUUUCCCGUCCUCUCCGGCGGCAUUAAACUGACCAACUAUCGAGAACUGGAUGAUGGCAACUACUACAUAACCGUUCCAGAGACUGUUAAACCGGACACACCGAUCACCCAACUCUUUGUGAAUGGACAGCGAGAGCCAGUGGCCAGGAAACCCAACACUGGUUAUCUUUACUGGAAGUCGCCUAUUGAGCCAUGCCACAAGAUCGAGGAUCUGUCCGUUGACUUGCCCAGUGAUUGGCGAUCCAUAGCCGGAUCACCAGGAUGUCCUGGCAUUGACAAGUACGGAUUUGUAUUUGAGCCCGGCGAUAUCAGUAAAGAGUGGACCAACCUGAAUGAGAGUUGGAUUAACGUGUUCGCCGCUUGGAGCGCCACAUGGCACCACAUCAAAUCUGUAGACUUCAAAACGAACACGGUGAAGUUCGUAGAGCCAUCCAACUACGCGGUGGGCACAUUCCCGGAGCCAUCUGGUCGACGAUAUUUCGUAGAGAAUGUCCUGGAGGAGCUGGAUGCCCCAGGGGAAUGGUACUACAAACGAAACGAAAGCUUUAUCCUCUACAAGCCGCGCAAGGCAGGGCCACAGACUUUGGACAUAAUACUUCCUGUACUCCACCAUGUCAUCUCACUAAGCGAUCUUCAGCAUGUGAACUUCGAGUGCCUCGCGGUUGAGCACGCCCUCGAAGGCUAUGAUAAGCGACAGGCGUAUCACACGACGGAAGGGGCAAUCACACUCUCUCGAUGCUCUGACAUUACGAUCAGCACAUGUGACGUCAAGCACACUGGGGUGAGCGGCAUUUUCAUCGGUCAGUCCAGCAGCAGAGUAACCGUUGACUCGUGCAGGACAGCUGACUGUGGAGGAGAUGGCAUUAGCAUGGACGAGAAGAGCACGGACAUCAUGAUCAGCAACAACAUUGUCAACACCACCGGCUUUAUCUACAUGAUGCAGCCGACGGGGAUCCGCGUGCAGGGACAGAGCAACAUCACUGUAGAGCACAACGAGGUGUGGAACGUGCCAUACGCAGCUAUCAUGAUUGGCUGGCAGGACGGCUACCCCUGGGUGGCACACGGCUCACCAGGUCACUACGUGUUCACUGCACAGCACAAUCACGUACACGACUACGGCCUCGGCAUUCUCAACGACUUUGGCGGCGUGUACGUGUCGGCCCAGGUCAGCUGCUGGCAGCUGCCGCCGAGUGAGACUCGCCCCUCGUGCAACAUGGCGACUCGUGUGGAGCAGAACAUAAUGCACGGUGCCGAGUGCUACCAGUACGGCGCCGACGGGUUCUACAGCGAUGAAGACGCGGCCGGCGUCGACGUCGUGUCCAAUCUGAUCUACGACGUGGCCUCGGCCGGCAUAUACUUCCACUGCGGCGUCAACCUGACAUCCGUGAACAACUUUGUGAUCAACGCCGACAUGAAUGGCCACCGGGGAGCGCUUUCCGGAUGCAACAUGGGUGGCUUUUCUAAGCCCGUCACCAUCGACUUCCAGUUCGAGCACAAUAUCUUGUACGUGCUCGGCAAGAAUAGCCAUCUGGUUUCGGAGUACACCAAGAUGGAGAAUUCCACCUUUGACGAUAAUAUCUACUUCAGCCCCGACGUAACACUGCAGUUUCCAAACAAGACGACGUUUGCACAAUGGCAAGCUAAUGGCAAAGACAAAUCAAGCAUAAUUGCAGACCCUCUCUUCUCCAACGUUCAGGAACGUGAUUUCCACCUUACAGCAAAGAGUCCAGCAGGGAAAAUGGGCAUCACUGCCAUCGACAUUGAGUCAGUAGGGCCUCACAAUAACCCAUUCACACGGUCACAUCUGGCAGAAUGGACUCCACUAGUACCGCUGCAGUCACGGAAGAGGAGACCUCAGAUUUAGCUUUAAAGACCUUAGACUAUAAUAUUAUAACUGUGCACCCUGGACAGUGGAAACCCAUUGCAAUAUAAACAUUGCAAAACCAUUAUCCGCAUAAUUCGAUCUUGGGCAAGGACAAAACUUAGAAGCGGAUACUCCGGCCAUUGGCCAUCAUCGAUGCUCUUCUCAAACAAUUUCAAACUUUACGUAGUCAUCAAAAUCAUGAAAUAAUAAUUGAAUGACUUCUAAUUGUUAACUAUACGUAUAGAUUAUAGACCGGUUAGGAGGUAUAUCCUGUAUAGACCAACUAUGAGGUCUAUAAUCUAUUUAUCGUGUUCUCCACGCAAUAGUUUCUCUCCAUAUACGACAUAUCCUUGUAAUUCUAGUAUUAUACUAUAGCCUAUACCGCAUUGUACGGCAGUGCAGGAUCAAGGUCAAUGUUUAAAUUAGGUUCAGCAUCGGUAGCACAGUGGCUCGGUGGUAAGGAAGAGUGACUGAGAUUCACAUGGUUGUGGGUUCGAAUCC
Sycon ciliatum is the source of this 3013-nucleotide messenger RNA. RefSeq lists its product as uncharacterized. Lineage: Eukaryota; Metazoa; Porifera; Calcarea; Leucosolenida; Sycettidae. Bases 260 to 2512 code for a protein of 750 amino acids. The transcript is spliced from 6 exons. The record is from RefSeq and is a predicted model, not a curated record.